CCUAGUUUGCGUAGAGAGGCGUGUGCUUGCGAUCGUGUCCUUAUGGAUAGAGCAUCGAGUUGUUGUUCUGGGAGCCAGAGGUUUGAGCCCACCAUCGGACACUUGAUAUUCCUUUUAAUUGAAGAGGAAACUAUGUGAGACAUGCCUACCUAUCUACUGCAAAAUGCCUGGUAUGAGCCAAAGAAUUCUUUACAUUAAAAAGCAAAAUCAACACAGUUCUUUGCAGUGCCUGAGCACAAGAAACGUGAGAAAAGUGGACUGUAAGUGAUGCUAAGCUACAACUGUCUAUUGAAAGCCAAAGUUCAAGGCAAAAGUAACUUGAAUACCUACCUCCCCUCUCUUUCAUUUCAAACAUUCUCUCACAAUUUGGUGCAGCUGCCAUGAAACACGCACCACUGACAACACUUGACAUCAAGCAUUUCUUGGAGCUUUUCUUCCUGUCAGCUGCAUCUGUGCUAAGACACGUCACUAAUUCUAUAACUCUGUGUCUUUCCUCUGUUUUUGUAGGAUAAUUCAGAAUUACAUAACCAGAGAGGAGGCUGGUGCAUUGGUUCCCACCAGCAUGGACUGCAACAAGGCUGAGAUCUCUAAAAAAGGAGGCAUCAUGGCAUCCGUGUACAACAGCCACGCCGUGGACACAACCAUGACUCUGGAGCUGUCCCUUGAAAUCAACCAAAAGCUCCAGGCAGUCCUUGAAGACACAUUACUGAAAAACAUCACCCUUAAGGAGAACAUCAACACCCUUGGGGAGGAGAUCGCACGGCUGAGCAAGGACCAUCGCCUUGUUGGUGCAACACAGUGCCGGCGGAAGUAAAGGGAAUAACUGCAUGUUACACCCACUGGCUCCCUUGAGUCAGGGUGAGGCUGCAGGAAUCGGCUCUUUUGUACAUAGUCUAGUUAGGCAGUGUUCAUUUCCACUCUGCCACCUUGCAACAUUGAGGCUAUGAAUCCAAACUAGCCUUCUAGGCUUUAGUGCACAGUAGCAUGUGAAUGUUCGGGUAUUAAGUUCAAGCAAUGGCAAUAUUGCCAUUCUAUUUUGUUGUCAACUUUCACUGUACAUUGUCACAUCUUUGUGCCACGUGCCUUGUAGAAUGUGUCUGCAAUGAGGCACAAACUGGCCAGCUUGUGCAGAACUCCACAACCGUGCUUAUAACAUUCAUUGUUCUUGCAGUAGGCAACUUCAUUUAAGACUUGCUCCUGUGCUGAGCUUUAUCAACCGAAUCACAUGUUGACUUUCUUGACAUUAUCUUGUAUUGUGCAUGCUGACGAGUCAUUUGUGCUUUUCCCUACAGGAGAAGGAACAUGUUCAUGUGUCCACUGAUGCAUUGCAACUGGUAUGAACACUCAUAAAUGUUCAGAACAUCUUUGCAGUUGUGGUGCUGAGGGGAGUGUGUGCAAGCGCCUUUGAACAGGACUGUUCCUUAUAUUUGGUUUGGUUGGAGUGACACCUACUCUCUUCAUUCAGUGCAAAUUAGAUACAGCUUGCUAGACUUCCAUUCAGCAUAUUCACAUCUUUUCAAGAGCUUGUUUUUUGAUGCAUCUAUACCUCUGUUGGCAGUGUUAGCUCUAUACUGCACACUUUUAUCAUUGCAUAAUCGCUCACUAAAAGUUUUUAUAUAUGUAUACUAAAGAUAUACUAUAUACGUGUGUAUAUAUAUGUAUAGAACAUAUAGCAUACUUUAUUAAGCAAAUUAUUGAAAUCAAUUUAAUGAGAGUGGAUGACUAGGAAAGGACUAAUAUGAGCUCUGUAAAUGGUGUGUGUCGUGCCAUCUAGUAAAUAUAGACUUGAUCCAUGCUUAAAAAUGCAGCCCGUCAUGCUUGAAUUGUGUUACCAGUCGUUGACAAGCUUAAAUACAGGUACUCUGGAUACGCAUUUGGCAUUUCUCUCUCAUGUACUUCUGAACAACAAAGUUGUGAAUGUUUAUAUGAAGUAUAGAUGCUUAUCAAGCAUACUCUCUGCAACACUAUCCAAGCACAAUUUUAUUGUAGAACAAUGCAUCUGACUUUACUGCAUUUCUUCAUUCUGUUACUUCCGUACUAAUGGCUGUUUUCUUAUUUGUUAAUACCACUGGUCAGAAUAGCAAAGAUGACGUGUUGUGCUUCCUUUGCCACUGGGAUUAUCAUAUUUGUGUAUUUUGUUAUGCGGAAGCCUGUGUGAUGCCCUGGUAGCUUUGUGCUGAACUUGGGAUGCUGUUCACUGAUUUGCUGUCAUGCUUUCUUUUAGGUACUUGUCAUGUAUCAGAUUUGCUUUGUCCAUGCCUAGUUUAGCUGGUCGCUUUCUGUACUUUGCAUGACAGGAAUAAAUGAAGUUCUAAGGGUA
Messenger RNA from Dermacentor silvarum, 2320 nucleotides. RefSeq names its product coiled-coil domain-containing protein 186-like. The transcript has 3 exons. Gene Ontology annotation, biological process: vesicle cytoskeletal trafficking. The coding region runs from base 563 to 814 and encodes 83 amino acids. Gene Ontology annotation, cellular component: trans-Golgi network. NCBI's taxonomy places the organism in Eukaryota, Metazoa, Arthropoda, Arachnida, Ixodida, Ixodidae. Gene Ontology annotation, molecular function: small GTPase binding. The record is from RefSeq and is a predicted model, not a curated record.